AUGACCUCACUAACCAAAGCCCAGGUUGACUUCAACGAAGUCGCCAAAGAAUGCAACAUCGUCACCAAAGGAGCUGCCGCAAAACGCUACGAACGCUUGAUCAAGGCUUACAACGAGACCACGACCACCGCCGGACCCGAACCCGACGCAGCUGCAGCCGCAACUUCUCCGGACUCUACUCCCAAGAAAACCAGAACUGCCAAGGCUGGUCCUGCUAAGAAGACCAAAGCCAAACAGGCGGGCGAGAGUCCGGGACCCGCGAAGCGCAAGGCUGCAGGGGAGAGUAGCAAGACCAGAACAAAGAAAGCUCGGGUGUCGAAGGAGACUGUCGUUGAGAGCGCAGAGAGAAUGGUUGAGCAGAGGUUGAGCCCCGUGAAGGGGCCAGAGGUGUCCGAUGCUGAAGAGGAGCAGGGUCAGGGCGCUGAUGCGACUGCUGUCGACGGCGAGGCGCUGUUUGACCAGUUUUGCAACUCCGAGGGCGACGAUCAUAUUGCUGUCAAGAAGGUCAAGAAGGACACUGAGGAGGUAGCUUGA
This is a messenger RNA of Aspergillus thermomutatus, 534 nucleotides long. RefSeq lists its product as uncharacterized. Lineage: Eukaryota; Fungi; Ascomycota; Eurotiomycetes; Eurotiales; Aspergillaceae. Bases 1 to 534 code for a protein of 177 amino acids. The record is from RefSeq and is a predicted model, not a curated record. The transcript has 2 exons.